CCGAGCGGUCCUGGGAGAGUGAUGGAGACGCCGGGAGCGUCGCCGCGGUCUCUUUUGCUCCCAACUCCGUCCGGGCCCCCGAGGAAGCGCGCGGCGCGGGAGGCUGGAACUGCGACGAGCAAGCAGCGGGUCUUGGACGAGGAAGAGUAUAUUGAGGGCCUGCAGACCGUUAUCCAGAGGGAUUUCUUCCCUGAUGUGGAGAAGCUCCAGGCACAGAAGGAGUACCUGGAGGCCGAGGAGAAUGGAGACCUGGAACGGAUGCGCCAGAUCGCCAUCAAGUUCGGCUCAUCCCUGGGCAAGAUGUCCCGAGAGCCCCCGCCACCCUAUGUGACUCCAGCCACGUUUGAAACCCCCGAGGUGCACACAGGCUCUGGGGUGGUGGGCAGCAAGCCCAGGCCCCGGGGCCGAGGCCUGGAAGAUGGAGAGGCUGGCGAGGAGGAGGAGGAGAAGGAGCCACUGCCCAGCCUGGACGUCUUCCUGAGCCGCUACACGAGCGAGGACAACGCCUCCUUCCAGGACAUCAUGGAGGUGGCCAAGGAGAAGAGCCGGGCACGCCACGCCUGGCUCUACCAGGCUGAGGAGGAGUUCGAGAAGAGGCAGAAAGAUAACUUGGCACUCCCGUCGGCAGAGCGCCAGGCCAUCGAGAGCAGCCAGGCCGGCGUGGAGACCUGGAAGUACAAGGCCAAGAACUCGCUCAUGUACUACCCGGAGGGUGUCCCUGACGAAGAGCAGGUGUUUAAGAAGCCCCGGCAGGUGGUGUACAAGAACACGCGCUUCCUCAGGGACCCCUUCAGCCAGGCCCUGAGCCGCUCCCAGCUCCAGCAGGCGGCCGCCCUCAAUGCCCAGCACAAACAGGGCAAGGUGGGCCCCGACGGCAAGGAACUGAUACCCCAGGAGUCCCCCCGCGUGGGCGGGUUUGGAUUCGUGGCCACCCCUUCUCCUGCCCCUGGUGUGAACGAGUCCCCGCUGAUGACCUGGGGGGAGGUCGAGAACACACCCUUGAGAGUUGAAGGAUCGGAGACCCCCUACGUGGACAGGACUCCGGGACCAGCCUUCAAGAUCCUGGAGCCGGGCCGCAGGGAGCGGCUGGGGCUGAAGAUGGCCAACGAGGCCGCUGCCAAGAACCGGGCCAAGAAGCAGGAGGCCUUGCGGAGAGUGACCGAGAAUCUGGCCAGCCUCACCCCCAAAGGCCUGAGCCCGGCCAUGUCUCCAGCCCUGCAGCGCCUCGUGAGCAGGACAGCCAGCAAAUACACAGACCGGGCACUGCGGGCCAGCUACACACCAUCCCCCGCACGACCCACCCACCUCAAGACCCCCGCUGGCGGGGGGCAGACCCCCACGGGCACCCCAGCCCCCGGCUGGCCCACACGCACCCCGCUCACGCAGGACCCCGCCUCCAUCACAGACAACCUGCUGCAGCUCCCUGCACGGCGCAAAGCCUCGGACUUCUUCUAGAACUGGGCACGUGGACCCCUGAUGGAGCCCGCAGGGCACCCGGCUGCCCAGCAGAGGACUCCGGCCUUUGGGGGACCCAGGCCAGGCCACGAGCGGCU
Molecule: messenger RNA, 1553 nt
Organism: Tupaia belangeri chinensis (Chinese tree shrew)
Lineage: Eukaryota; Metazoa; Chordata; Mammalia; Scandentia; Tupaiidae
Gene: ESS2
Product: ess-2 spliceosome associated protein
Exons: 10
Coding region: 22-1455 (477 amino acids)
Cellular component (GO): catalytic step 2 spliceosome
Source: RefSeq, a predicted model, not a curated record